Molecule: messenger RNA, 204 nt
Organism: Emiliania huxleyi CCMP1516
Lineage: Eukaryota; Haptophyta; Isochrysidales; Noelaerhabdaceae
Exons: 1
Coding region: 1-204 (67 amino acids)
Source: RefSeq, a predicted model, not a curated record
AUGCAGCUUCAUUGGAGCCUCAUUGGCGGGCUGCGUAGACUCUCCACCAGCUGCGGCGAGGACAGCGAGGCUGGCGGGCUGCGGAGGAGGGAUGGGUGGCGCCGUUGUGCGUACGAGCGUGAGAACCACCCAGCCCAACACCGCGUUGGCGACAACAGAGAUCAGAAGGGCGACGACAGAGAUCAGAAGGGCCGGGCCAUGUGA